Molecule: messenger RNA, 3039 nt
Organism: Nerophis lumbriciformis (worm pipefish)
Lineage: Eukaryota; Metazoa; Chordata; Actinopteri; Syngnathiformes; Syngnathidae
Gene: dlgap5
Product: discs, large (Drosophila) homolog-associated protein 5
Biological process (GO): mitotic spindle organization; centrosome localization; kinetochore assembly
Cellular component (GO): nucleus; cytoplasm; spindle pole centrosome
Molecular function (GO): microtubule binding
Source: RefSeq, a predicted model, not a curated record
AGAUACUUUCAAACGUUAACCGCCAUUGUGUGACUAUUUUUCUGGCUGCUUGGUGCGUCUGUUUUUAUACUUUUAAGAAGGAAAAGAAGAAAACACCGAGGCACGUAACCAUGGAUUCUAAAUUUUCCCACUUCCGCCAACGGGACAACAGUGUGUCCAUGCUGAGGGUAAAAAUGUCCCGCAGAUCGGCUCAGUCACAGAAGGAGAACCGAGAGAAAGUUGUAAAUGCACGGAGGCAACUGGACAAGCUGCAGGAGCUGGAAAUAUCAAGUCUGGAUGCCUCCAUGGCUGUGACCAACACGUCAACAAUCAAAGAGAUAACAAAUCUCCAUGCAAACUCUGCCAAAGGUACCGGUAAAGCUGUAGAAGAGAGGCUAAAACAGCUUGCACGCUGGAAAGAGAGAAAAGCCCUUCAGAAAGAGAAGGAAAAGCAAGAGAAGGAGCGUAAAGGAGUGUUUAAGACUGGCCUGUAUCAUCCUAAAGACACUCAGUGCCUUUUCGCUUUACCUCCCAUACCUGCAGCCUUCACCAAAGCAAAGGAGACAAAAACAAACACCGCUCCAUCACAGAGCACCAGGGUAACUCGUUCAAUGAGGCAGCAGCAAACGCAGAAGCCUCUAAAGACGCCGAAUCCAAAUACAACCGCAAAGAAAGAGAGACCAACCAGAGGAGCUCCCGUUAAAGCGGCUCCGACUUUGGCUAAGAAAAACAUAUGUCCAGCAGUGGUGCCAGUAGUCCGAGCACAGUCAAUCCGAUCUGUCAACAGAUCUGUUCCAGCAGCCCCAGUUGUGACUAACGAGCCACAUGACAAAUCUGAAGUCCAGAGAAUCACAAGAAGCAAAGCCACUGUCGAAGCUAUGGUGCCACCCUCUGGAAAGGGAGGGAACUGCAAAGCCGAUAUCAAGCUCAUUGUCCAUCCUGCCGCAACGCCCCUGGCAAGCCUUUCAGCGCUUAAGGCAGAGGAGCUUGACCAUCAGGAACCAGAAAAACCUCAACCCCCCAAGUCAACUACCUGUCCCGAGGAGAAUAUGAAGGUGGACGAAGAAGCAGCUGAGGAGCUUUCCUCUUUGGCCUCAUUCGCUCCCAAGGGAUUUGUCUUCCAGGCUCCUGUCGGUGUGUCAGCCUUCAAAUUCGAGCCUCUCACACCUCGCUCAGCAGAUGCCUUUCUUACUCCAAGCUUCAAUUUUCCACCUGCCCCUGUAUUCACUGAUAAACCUCAAGCAAAGCCAAGUGGAUCUUCGCCACCUAAAUCACCUCGCCGCUCUCCUCCUCCAGCCCCAAGUAGCCCGUUAGAAUCCAAGCAUGAUGUGCCAUACUUUAGGUCAGAGAUUAAUAACGAGACGGACAAACUGAUGUCUCUCAGUGCUCAGUGGGAGACUAAAGUGGAAGAUGAAUCCAUUCCUGAAGAAAUGAGAGACCGCAUGCGUACAGCCAUCGGUCAAGCAAGGUUGCUCAUGAAAGAGCGCUUCAACCAGUUCAGCGGUCUGGUGGACGAUUGCGAGCUGGUCCGAGGGGACAAACUCACCACCUGCAGCGACCUGCAGGGUUUCUGGGACAUGGUUUACUUCCAGGUAGAAGAUGUAAGCAGGAAGUUUGAUGCCCUCAAAGAAGCGGAGGUGCGAGGGUGGGUAGAUGAGCACAAGCCACAGGCACGGCAAAGAAAAGCAGUCAAGAAACCUGUAGUAGCACCUGCCAAGCCACCAGGAACCAAAGCAGGGGCCAAGUCUCGCCUUGCUGCCAUCAAAGCGGCCAUGAGAGCCAAAAAGCAGGCAGCCGAGGCAGAAGAGGCGUCAAAGGUGGCAGGUGACACCCAGGACGAGGCGACCCCCCCUGAAGGACCACAAAGUCAGGUCGCACCUCAAGCAACUGACACUGUGGUCUUUGAUGGAGGCUUCUUCUCUGUGGCGAGUCCAGCCAGGGCAUCAGGCUACGUGAGAAGAUCCAGACGCCUGAGUGCCGCCAUGCCUCCACAUGCUUCUCCCUGCUCUAGCUACCUUUCCCCAAGAAGGGUCACUCGGCGCUCCCUGGCCUUGGCACAAACCCACGGAACUCCUGUUCAGGGCAACCAAACUCCCCUAUGCCUUUCCGCCAAACAAACCUCCCUAUGUACACCAAGGCUGCAGCUUCACACUCCUCAGCCAACCGCAGACACAUCACUUUCUUUCCUCCCUCCCACUGAAAUGCCUUCGUGCAGCCCCCUGCUGGAGGAAACCUCAGCAUGUCCAGCAGAAAUGGUUUCAGUGCAAGAAUCCACCAUGGGUGUGCUUCCUACUAUUUCCGUCGUCCAAGAAAACGACGAAGCAGCCAAAUCUGUCACGACAGCCUUGAGCUUCAUGCCGUCACCCAGCAGCACUCCUUGCCAGUGUUCCCCCACUACGACCACAUCUCCUGCCGUGCAAAGUUCAAAGGGGACUCCAAAGUCCAUGUGCACCACACCCGCUAGCUCAUUUAUGGAGGAAAUUCCAGGUUUGGACUUUGAGCGUUACCUCCAGCCCUCACAGCGAUGCAGCCUGUCACCAAUGGAGCCAGUUACCAUGGAGACGCUGUCGUCUAUGACAGUGGAUGUGGAGAUGGAGAGUCCCAGAAGUCAAUCUGAACAUCUGACUCAGCAAGAAGCACUGCCGCCACCAUUUUCACCUUUAACCCCUCAGACGACACAGGAGCAGACAGCACAGGCGUCCUUGCUUCUCUUCACCCCGAAUCUCAAGGACCGGAUACGCCCGUCGGUCUGCCCGAGUGACCUCAUGUACUUCACCCCUCCUCUGUAAUUUUGAAUCACGGCUAUUUUUUUUAGUAUUCUUAAGGGAAAAACUUGAUAGAAGUUGUCAUCUUUUAAAAUAUACAUAUUUUUUGCAAAAUCAGUGCUGGUUAACUUUUAUUAAGAAUUGUGUUUAAACUCAGGACCUGGGUCUUCAUUUAUAGAAGUGUGUGUGGAUUUUAUACCAGAAUUGACGAACACAAAGAAAUGUUCAGAUAGAUAAAAUAUGUUUGUCUUAAAGUACCGGUAAUAAAAAGCAGCCAUUCUUUGGCACAACACAA